UAAAGCAGGAUUCAGGACUGUUUGUUUUUCCUUCCAUAUCGUCACAUUUUCCGUUCGGAAAAAAAAGUGAACUUAAAACUUUUUCCAUGGAUCAUAACAAGAGAAAACAGUUUAGGAGAUAUCUUCACCACUCAGGGGUCAUUAACUCCCUAACAAGCGCAUUGGUGGCACUUUAUGAGGAGAGCGAUAAACCAGACGACGCAAUGAAUUUCGUGACGAAUCACCUGAGCGCACAGCUUUCUGAGGCGCUGAGUUCGGAAAAAACCGAGCUGCAACGCAGGUGUGAGCGCCUCACGGAGGAGAACAAGGAGCUGAGGAGCAAGCUGUUGCAGUACGAGACGCCACCUGAGGAGAGAGCAGCGGAGUAAAAGCGAGGGGUUGGUUUUUAU
This is a messenger RNA of Nerophis lumbriciformis (worm pipefish), 389 nucleotides long. RefSeq names its product c-Myc-binding protein-like. NCBI's taxonomy places the organism in Eukaryota, Metazoa, Chordata, Actinopteri, Syngnathiformes, Syngnathidae. The record is from RefSeq and is a predicted model, not a curated record. Gene Ontology annotation, biological process: regulation of DNA-templated transcription. Gene Ontology annotation, cellular component: nucleus. Gene Ontology annotation, molecular function: transcription coactivator activity.